AGAAGAAUGGUGGUUGGAUAGCAAUAGAUAGACACUACGGACAAAACCAAAUGCCGACUUCGUCAGUGCACAAGCUGCUUGGCGGCACUGCAGCCUGUCCGUUGCUCUCCUGCUUUCUUGCUUUUGCAGCAGCUAUCGCAUACCAUGCGCGGGCACAAACGAUAGCAGGAGGGAUUAGCCCGGUUCUUCCGGUUCUUCGUGAACAAGAUGCCGAUACCUUGGAAGCGCUCCAUCAAGUUGCUGCGUAUGAGGCUACGCCGGCCGCAGAAAGAAGUGACAGCACAUCAUGGUCCUCACAGCUCAAUCAAAAUCAUGCGGAAAGUGAAAGUGUCGGAGCUGAUCGUGAAAAAGAAGAAGAACAUGAGGACGUCACCGCGCCGUCUGGACCUGGUGACGCAGCCACCGCAAAAGCAGAACUCGUUGUGCGAAGAUCUGCUGUUGCAGCGGAUAGCAAUACUAGAACUAGCCCUAGCGUCGUCGACGACCACGCGCUAGAAGUACUACCAUCAUUUCAACGUGUCUACUGGCCACCAGCACCAGCUGCAGCUCCAUCAUCGUCCCCGCAGAUGAGCAACAACAGCCCCCUCGGCUCCCUCCACCUCGACCUCAACGCGCUGGCCCACCGGAUUCUGAAGGCGGAUCUCUCGCUUCCCUGGGUCGAGCAGUUAUGGAAGGGACACGAAGCCAGUUACCCGACGUUGGAGGAGGGGAUGAAGCUCUUGACAGAGUUAUCCACAGUAAAUUUCCCGUACACGAUGUGCAAAUGCAGCUUCUGCAUGACAAAGCCUCAUUCCAAUCCUGUUUAGCAUGACAAGUCGCAUGGUGCUCCAAAUUGGCGAAAUUGAAAUUUGUGAUGCAUUUUGUACAUGUAGGGGAAAUUUGUGUUGCAUAUGAGUGGGAGAAAGCGUACCCGGACUGCUUUGUCAAGGAAAAGAUCGGAGAGAGCUUCCAAGGCCGGGAGCUGCUCGCUUACAAACUUGCUUGUAGUUCCACGAGACCAAAGGCCGCCGGAGCAGCUGCUGCAAGUACUACUAGCCCCGCCGCGGCGGUAUUACCCUUGACGCCCAUCGACAACCGGCCGAAAUUCCUGCUCACUUCGCUCACCCACAGUCGGGAACCGGCGGGUCUGGUCGUCGUGCUGUUUUUCGUCGGGCAGCUGCUGGCCCGACGCGGGAUUGACCCCGACGCGGAUUUUGUGCUGCAGGAACGGUUGAUCUACGUGAUUCCCUUCGUAAAUCCGGACGGGUACGUGUUCAACGAAAAAUCCCGCACGAAAAUGAAGCGAAAGAACAUGGUAUCCACUGCGAAAGUAUCGUACUCGUAGUAAAUUAUGAUCGCAGUGGUCAUGCAUUACGAUCCUCCUUCUUGAGGUAAAAGCGCAUUACAAAUUCGAUUUCUCAUGCUGAAGAAACUUGUCAUGCGAUUUCUCCUACUAGUACGAGACUUUUGCAAUGCACAGAUGCGGCCGACCUGCAACCAUCGGGUGGAAGAUGGAGGAGUGGAUUUGAACCGGAAUUUUCCGACCCAUUGGAAACGAGUCCCAUCCGGCUGCAGUGAGGAGUACGGAGGAACAAAGCCCUUUUCCGAGCCGGAAACCGCGGCGCUGGAGCAAUUGGUGAAAAAAGUGAAGUUCACCGUUUGUAGCAAUCUACACGCGUUUGGGUCCAUGUUGACGCACCCGUAUAACUACAAGACGCGGAACACUCUGCCCCCAGACGACGCGCUGAUCUACAAGGAGAUCAACAAGGUCUUCAAAUACAGCAAGUUUGGCACGGCGAAAGAGACCGUCGGGUACACGGCGUUUGGCGAGUCGGACGACUGGUUUUACGACCAGGGCAUUAUCUCCAUGUCCCCAGAGGUUGGCCACGAGGAGGACGGAUUUUGGCCAAGACAGGGGAAGAUCCGCGGGAUCAUCGAGCGCAACUACAUCCGCAUGCGGUACUUGGCGCUGAAAACAGGGUGCGAAAUUUACGUCGAGCUAGGUGUUUCUUCGGGAAAUAGAAACGUCGCGACGGUGUCAAACAAGGGCUUAGCGACUUGCACGAACCCGACCAUCGCCCUGAAAAUCGAAAACGUGAAGCAGGCGCCGGCGGCGCAGGCGGUAUUCGACGAGGCUGCGGGUAGUGGUGGUGGUUUAUCUGUAGGAGCCACGUUUGAACAAACGCCGGACGUCACUGUCGACCAAGCUUUCGUCGCGGAAAAGUCGGGCUUGGUCGUUUUCACGGUAAAAAAAGACCUACCGCGACGCACGUCGGUGCAGGUGCACUUUACCGCGGGUGGAGCUGGGUUUCCGGAACUCACGCCGCCGGGUGGCGGCGUGGUGGUGCUGUCGUGGUACGGUUCUUGAGCACUUUUUUUGUAAUUUGUUCCUGUUUAUCGAGGGCAGCAAUUGUUCUUUGUAGUUGUCGAUGCGAAUUUUUAGAAAUGCAUCCAUGCUGUCAGACGAGUCAUCUGUAUCUUUUUUGAGAGUCAUAAUGCUUCGAAAAAAUAAUUCACCAGGUGCUCGCAAUCUGGUUCUGCGCCCGCCGCUGCGGAGCAGUGCCAAUGUCGGCAGAACGAAGUAAAAAACAACAAGGAAACGGAGUUUCAGUCUCCAAACUUCCCCCUCUGCACGGUGACCGCCGUGAAGCGCGCCGCGAGUCAGCAAACGACCACACCCCUGGCGGGCUCUUUUUCAGCGGAAGCGAAGCAGAUGCUGGGUAAAUUGACCACGCCGGCAAAGGUCGUCGCGAAGCAGCAGGGAGGUGGAGGUACUACUCCGGCUGCUGGUAAUGGUGCAGCUUCGACUGCAGCGCCUGCAGGAUCAUCUGCGAACAAACCGCAGACGCCAGUAGCCCCGUCUUCACCAGGAGCAGGAGGAGCAGGUGCCGCGAGUCCUGUUCCGACACCUGCUUCCCCCACGCCGGCACCUUCGAAGAACCCCGCCGCCGCGGCAUCAAAUGCCAGCCAUCCGCCGGGCCGCAGCAAAGGGAUCGUAACCGGGUUCUUCAGUUUUGCGGGCGAGCGCCUUAGCGACGAUUUGCUGCAGACCGUCGGGCUAUUAGCGGUGCUGUCCUUGACGCUGCUUGCGUGCAACGUCUACGUCUUGGCGCGGAAAUAUCUGUUUCCACAAAUAAGUAGCAACUCUUUGUCUUUUCAUCCCGCAGGCGGGCUCAUAGGUACCGCGGCGGGGGCGUCCUCUGCCAGGCACGUAAAACUCACGGAGCAGGACGAGAGUGCGUUUACCAAUUCCUCUGGCUCGAAGGGGAUAGUUGGAGGCGGAAUCGGCAGUAGCUUAGAGGACGAGCCGACCUUUGUUAUCGAUGUGCCAGCCGCGGGUAAGAGCGAAGAAGAUCUGAAUCAGGAGGGUAUUACUGCACCAGCUGCUGCAGGUCGUGGAAGGAACAGCCCAGUGCGAAAUGUAUCACCGCAGAAGACAAGUCGUGUUACGGGGGGCGUCGGCCUCUCACCGCCACGAGCUGCAGCACAGGAGUGAGCAGUAGCUAGAAGAAUAUUUAGAAAAGCAUCCAUAUCGUCCACUUUAACAAAACAGGAGCGUGAGACUUACUGCAGAUUGAGACUGACUGCAGUGGUUUCGUGUGCAACUACGUCGACAUACAGUGUUUGCAU
Messenger RNA from Amoebophrya sp. A120, 3609 nucleotides. NCBI's taxonomy places the organism in Eukaryota, Dinophyceae, Syndiniales, Amoebophryaceae. The record is from the annotation of a GenBank genome assembly.